GACAUACAUACAUACAUACAUACGGCGCGCUCAUUCAAUUCCCUAUGGUUACUGCCCAAAACAUUGUUUUCGGAAUGUAAGGCUACCAUGAAGAAAGUUGUUAUGUAAAAAAUCGCCAACCCGAGUUUCUGCUGCCAUACGGUGAAAUGGCGCGUCUCAAGACCGUCCGCGCGCCCACAACCGCCAGUCUACCGAACAGCCUCCGAAUCCCCUCCACGACCCCAUCGCUGGUUAAAACCCUCGGAAAGAUUUCUCGACAGUCCCUUCUGGACCUCACGUUCGAAUGGCUGGAUGAGAAAAACGUGCAGUCCUUCCCACCAUUCCUCGAACGAGAUCAGACGGAGCGCGGAGACGAUGAGGAAAUCAACCCCUACCCCGCCGCGGUGACGGUAGAGGAUGUGCGUGAGGUGUAUCGCGAAUUGCAGAGCAGGAGGGGCGGAAAGCGCGAGGUUAUCGAUCGGAUACUAGAGGGAGACUGGCGGCAUGGAAUCACACUUCGACAGCUGGCGAUGGCGGAUCUGCGCUACGUCGAGGACCACCCCGCUGGUAGUCACCGGUGGACGGCGUUGAAAUUGGCUCCUAUCCGAGGAAGCAAGAGCAGUAGUCCAGACAGCGGUGUUGAUUCCGCAUCAGAUAUAACAGCUUGCAUCCCGCGGUUCCAUCCGUCGACAUUUCUGCAGAAUCUCCAACGCGAGAUAUCGUCCCUGGUGAAAGCGCAUUAUCAUAUCUCGCGCUCAAAGUCCUUACCAUUGACUUUUCUCCGCAUAUUCAUUACCGAUUCCCCAUAUCAAUAUCCUCGACAACCACCGGAGAUAUUCACGGAUGCUUCAAGAGUGGUAUAUGUUGCGUUUCCGGAUAGUUCUCCGUUUCUAUAUACCUCCAUCGCGGCCCCGCCGGGGACAAAAACCGCCCCUGCGGCUACUCAUCCCCUUGCAACUGAUACCCGGACUCUACAGCAUAUUUUACGAGAAGCUAUCCCCAAGGCCCUAUCCCGUCCUCAUGAGCGAUACACGUUGGAACCGACAUCGCUUACAGCGAAGAGUCUCCAUGCGCUCCUGGCGCUGCGCGGACCCGGAAGGACGAAUAGCGCAAAUGGCGCUUUCAGUAUAUUCGCCGACGCGGUAUUGGAAGGAAGUCCUCUUGAUCCACGAGCCUCGAAUACCGUUGCCCCAGAGGAAUAUCAGAGUGAAGGAUCUUCAGAGAAACAAGACGAGGAAGUCCAAAAACCGCCAUCUACGGAUGCUAAAGACCAACAGACACAAACACAAACACAAACGAAGCGAUCGAAUCUUCGACAGUCGGACUCAGAACAAGACCCCGAAGGAUCAAAGCGACGCAAACUAGCAGUUUACUCCCGUUUCGGUACGGCCGGAACGCCCGCCUCAGCAGCCGCGCUCGACAGGCUCGAUAUCCGCCUCUUGGAUCCUCCCGUUGCAGAGGACGAAGUCCUCGAUGAUGAUGUCGUUGACAGCACUGACGCACCAACAAUGACACUUACAUUUCACGGCUCAGAUGUCGUCUCCGGCCUGCGUCGUCUCGCGGAGCUAGGCGUCGCAGAUCCGGAGCGCAUGCCGUCGUGGAUGACUGGCGAAGAGGCAGUAAGCGUUGCUGCUGUGAAAGGAGGGAGGAGAAUUGUUCCCAAUAAUGAACGAUGAAAUGUAAUUCUAUUUCAGAUCGAUUUCAUUGUCAUUUUCCUUUUUUUCUUUAGAUUGUCUUCUUGCUGUGGGUCUCGCUUUUCCCUUUUGGAUUGUCGGAUUGCUUGUAUACAGACAACAGGAAGCUUAUGUGUGGUGUCGGGGAGGAUACCCGGCGUUUUGCGGAGUAACUUAAAUAGCAAGGACGAGGGAAAAGGAUAUGAUGGGGCUGUCCAAGAGACUUUAUAUUGGGGACAGCCUCUAGCUCAGCCAUAAGAGUA
Messenger RNA from Paecilomyces variotii, 1915 nucleotides. Its product is annotated as centromere protein Chl4/mis15/CENP-N. The record is from RefSeq and is a predicted model, not a curated record. Gene Ontology annotation, biological process: CENP-A containing chromatin assembly; chromosome segregation. Bases 147 to 1655 code for a protein of 502 amino acids. Lineage: Eukaryota; Fungi; Ascomycota; Eurotiomycetes; Eurotiales; Thermoascaceae. The transcript has 2 exons.